Messenger RNA from Paramisgurnus dabryanus, 2110 nucleotides. RefSeq names its product dynein regulatory complex subunit 8 (gene drc8). Lineage: Eukaryota; Metazoa; Chordata; Actinopteri; Cypriniformes; Cobitidae. The record is from RefSeq and is a predicted model, not a curated record. Gene Ontology annotation, molecular function: calcium ion binding.
AAGAGGUUAGUUGAAAAUAAAGCCGUCCGAGCGGACUAUCUCGUGUACAGAGCAGAUGGACAGCAGUCAAAGCCGAACGGGUCCAAUUUAGCCUUAUAUAACAUUACCGUACUGCUUAGAAAAGACGGGGGAAAUUACCGAUGAUUGAAUGACGUCACGUCACGGAGUUUGGCGGAAGAAGUGGUUUCGUUUCUUAGCAACCAGUGUAUCAAAAAUGGCGGACAAAUAUAGCGCAGAGGCUAUUAUAUCAGAGACCCAUAAGAAGAUAAGUAAGGCCUUUGAUGUUUUUGACCCUGAAUCCAACAAGACUGUUGAUGUCAGAGAAAUAGGCACAAUUAUUCGUUCACUUGGUUGUUUUCCCUCGGAGGCUGAAUUGCAUGAUAUCAUUGCUGAGUUAGAGGAUGAAGAGCCCACUGGAGUUGUACGCUAUGAGAAGUUUCUUCCCACUAUGACUAAAAUCCUGCUCGAGCGCAAGUUCCGUCCAAUUCCAGAAGACAUGAUUCUGCAGGCCUUUGAGGUUCUAGAUCAACAGAAAAAAGGAUAUUUGGAACCAGAGGAGCUGAUCAAAUUUUUAACACAAGAAGGAGAACCCUUCUCUCAGGAAGAGAUUGAGGAAAUGCUGUCUGCUGCUGUUGAUCCUGAUAAAAACGUCAUUUUCUACAAGGAUUUUGUGAGCAUGAUGACUGUUCAUGAUAUUCAGUGAUGUCUGAGGGAACACACAGAGAGUUACAUUCAAAGCAUAAAAAAAUCAGAUGAAUUUUGGUGUUUAUGAAAUGUCUAACUUCUUUUCCAUUCAUAUAAAAGAGGCUAAAUGAAUGAUAGUAUCUUAUCCUAUUCAGAAUUAUUUGUAUAGCCUACAAGUGGAGAAUGGGUGUAACAUAGAUUAAAAAUUAAUAAUGUUCACUAUAAGGCAGGUUUUCUAGAGACCCUCAUUAUAAAGGCAAUUUGUGGUGUCUCAACUCAUUCGGCUGCUUUCAUUAACAGUCUCGGAGGCCGCAGCUUUUGGGAAGGGGUGACACAUAUUCUCCCAGCUCAUUAAUUCUCCCAAUUAACCUGUGCUACACAAGAGCUUUUGUGUGGGGCAGUGACGGUCCCCAUGUGAACUGACCAGAGGAACAGAUAACCUCUAAUAGCACUACUAGCCAAAAUUGCAAUUUCAGGUUGUUUUUUAAAAAAUACUGGUGGCUUGGCUAAUUGAGAUGUAUUCUGAAAAAGCCUUUAAGUGGAUUUAAGUGUAACUGAGGACUGAAUUAACCAGAAAAAUUAUAAUUUUACCGUUUAUACAAGUGUUGCAGUCGAGUUCAAGUCAUUCUGGUUCGACAAGUGUACUUUUUUUGACCAUAGUAGCCUUUUCUGAUAUGUUUCAAGGAAAGCUUUGUUUAAUGUAUCACAAGGUCAACAUUUUAUACAGCAUUGGCUAAGUAUGGAAAAAAAAACAUUUUUUAAUUGAAGAUUUUUUAGUAUUGCCAAUAAAUUGUACUCAUUAUAUUUGAACGCCCAGUUUUAGCAUGCAUUUUCUUAAGAAAGCGCUUGUUAUUAGGCAAUGCUUUAUACUUAUUUUAUUUAUCUAAUAAAUAAUAGGACUUAGGAUUUUAUAAUACACAAGUUUUAUGGAGGAAAUUCAGGGGUUUGUUGAAUUUGUACCAGUAGGUGGCGCUUCAUACCCACUCAAAACAGUGUUUCAUCUACUUCUGGAAUUAGAAUCACAAAAACUGAAAACAGUGAACUGUUGAUUAUUUAUUCACAUUCCAAUCCAAAACAACAUUUGGCCACAAUUAACGCUCUUUUGCUUUCCAGACAUCUACUCCAGAAUGACUUGCAAAUGUUUUGCCUUGGUUUCAUAGCAAAACGUGCAUUCAGUAGUAGUAAAAUAACAUGUAAUUGCAAUAAAAAUCAUUCCUCAUUUCUCAGAUUUUAACAUGACAACUUAUUUUAAAGAAAAUCUACAAAUGCUUGAAAUCUGUUUGAUCUGCCAUUCUUUAUAUCGGUUACAGCAACAAUAGACCCGCAUCUCUCCAAAAACCUUAAGAGUGCCUUUUCAGAAAGAAAUCUUUCCAGAGAAUGUGUUUAAAAUUUAAAGUCAAAUAGCAUGUAUAAAGUACACACCCAC